AUGGCGGAAAAUGGGCAUGUAGACCUAGAGAAGCAGAGGCUGCUUCUGCAAGACCAUGGGGAGAAGCACUUCAUGUCCAGCGAGGUCGUCCGGGACAUCAUCAUCGGCGUCUCCGACGGCCUCACCGUCCCUUUCGCCCUCGCCGCCGGCUUGUCCGGGGCUCAAGUGAAGUCGGGCAUCAUCCUCAUCGCCGGGAUUGCGGAAGUCGUGGCCGGUGCUAUUUCUAUGGGACUUGGAGGGUAUCUAGCGGCAAAGAGUGAAGCUGAUCAUUACGCGAGGGAGCUUAAGAGGGAGCAAGAGGAGAUAGUCAAUGUCCCUGACAUAGAGGCCGCUGAAAUCGCAGAGAUUCUCUCACAGUACGGUGUGGAGCCACAUGAAUACGAGCCCGUAGUGAAUGCUCUGAGCAGGAAUCCCCAAGCAUGGCUAGAUUUCAUGAUGAAGUUCGAGCUCGGGCUCGAGGAGCCGGAUCCACUGAGAGCCCUGUGGAGUGCGAUCACGAUAGCGCUUUCCUACGUCGCAGGCGGGACGGUGCCAUUGUCGCCGUACAUGAUCCUACCGGUAGCCCAAGACGCCCUGAUUGCGUCGGUCGUGGUGACCAUAAUCGCCUUGCUCGUCUUCGGCUUCAUCAAGGGCUACUUCACCGGGAAUCGACCCUUCAAGAGCGCUUUCCAAACCGCCCUCAUUGGCGCAGUUGCGUCCGCCGCUGCUUUCAGCAUAGCUAAACUCUUCAGGGAAUGAACUCGUCCUCUCUUUUCGCUUCUUUGGGGUUCUGUUUGUGUCAAUAAAGUUGGUUUGUAGUUUAACAUCAGAGUCUCUAGUUUCUUUUGGUUUGAUCUAGGGGACAAAAUUGCCUCUUCAUGAUCUCCACCCAACUUGUUUGUAUGUCAUGCUUUGAGAUUAAAGUUGAGUUGUGAUAAAUUGC
Molecule: messenger RNA, 922 nt
Organism: Syzygium oleosum
Lineage: Eukaryota; Viridiplantae; Streptophyta; Magnoliopsida; Myrtales; Myrtaceae
Product: vacuolar iron transporter 1-like
Exons: 4
Coding region: 1-738 (245 amino acids)
Biological process (GO): intracellular manganese ion homeostasis
Cellular component (GO): vacuolar membrane
Molecular function (GO): manganese ion transmembrane transporter activity; iron ion transmembrane transporter activity
Source: RefSeq, a predicted model, not a curated record